Molecule: messenger RNA, 2247 nt
Organism: Aphanomyces invadans
Lineage: Eukaryota; Oomycota; Saprolegniomycetes; Saprolegniales; Verrucalvaceae
Product: delta l-pyrroline-5-carboxylate synthetase
Exons: 5
Coding region: 1-1749 (582 amino acids)
Cellular component (GO): cytoplasm
Molecular function (GO): glutamate 5-kinase activity; ATP binding; glutamate-5-semialdehyde dehydrogenase (NADP+) activity
Source: RefSeq, a predicted model, not a curated record
AUGCCGUCCCAGCGCAACCUUGCGCGAAAGGAUUUCGUCCAUGCAAAGCGCAUCGUGAUCAAGAUGGGAACGAGUGUCGUGUCUACGAAUGGAGAGCCUGCGCUUGGACGGCUCGCUUCCCUUGUGGAACAGAUCAGCAUGUUGAAGCGACAAGGAAAGGAGGUGCUGCUUGUCACCUCAGGUUCUAUCGGAAUAGGUCGGAAGAAACUACACAAGCAGCUCCUCUUGUCUGCGUCCCUGCGGAUGCACGUACAAGGAGGCACCGCCCAGCAUCACGCGCUCGACGCGAAGAAAGGCGCGAUGGCGGCCGCAGGACAAGUCGGACUCAUGGCGCUGUACGAGACACUCUUUUCCAUGUACGAUGUCGCGUGCUCCCAGGUACUUGUGACGGAUGCAGAGUUCCGCACGCCUGAGCACCGCGCCAACAUCCGUGACACGUUGCUGCAUCUGCUCGAAAUGGACGUCUUGCCCAUCGUGAACGAGAACGACGCGAUCUCGGCGGGGCUCUAUCGCGACGACGAAGGCGUGUUCACCGACAACGACUCGUUGGCGGCACUGAUUGCCGGCGAAACGAGCGCAAACUUGCUCAUCUUGCUCACGGACGUCGACGGUGUUUUUGACAAGCCACCAAGCGAGCCGCAUGCGAAGGUCCUGUCUGUGUUUGGCGCGAGCACGUCGGAUGGGUCCAUUGUCUUUGGCGAAAAAUCGUCUGUCGGCCGCGGCGGCAUGCAAGCCAAGAUCCAGUCCGCCAACCGCGCCAUCAACCAAGGCGUAAACGCAGUUGUGAUCGCGAGCGGCUUCAAGUAUGGCAUCCUCGACACCAUCAUGAAGGGGGCCGCAGUCGGCACGCUGUUCGUCCCGAACCCGUCGGCCCUAAUGCCGGCCAACCCCCCCGAAGAAAUGGCCCUUGCUGCACGGGACGGCAGUCGAGCGCUACUUAAGCUAUCCUCCGGAGAGCGCGCUGCCAUCGUGCGUCGACUCGCCCGCCUUCUUGUCGACGAGUCCCCUCGCAUUUUGGCCGCCAACCAGCAGGACUUGGACGCCGCCGGUUCGACAUUGGACCCUCAGCUGCGCAGUCGGCUCAAGUUGACCCAUGCUAAACUCGUCACACUCGCCCAAGGCAUCGCAAGCGUUGCCGACCAGGAGGAACCUGUCGGAAAAGUUGUCUCGUUGAUGGAAAUUAGCACGGGCUUGGUGCUGGAGCAGGUCAUGACUCCGAUCGGAGUCAUUUUGGUCGUAUUCGAGUCGAGGCCGGACUCAUUGCCGCAGAUCGCGGCCUUGGCGCUUCGCUCUGGCAACGGACUGCUACUCAAAGGCGGCAGGGAAGCCCGGCACUCGAACGAGUGCUUGCACGCGCUUGUGCAAGACGCAAUUCGACUGGAAGCCCACGACAAAGUGUCUCCGGCGGUGAUUGGGCUCGUCACAACCCGCGACGACGUCGGCGCGCUGCUGGCCCUCGACCACGUUGUCGAUCUGUGCAUCCCCCGUGGCUCGAAUGCCCUCGUGUCUCACAUCAAGAAGCACACCCGAAUUCCUGUUUUGGGCCAUGCCGAAGGUGGCCGUCGACGCCAAAACCGACUACCCUGCCGCAUGCAACGCACUGGAAAGCCUUGUGCUGGACGAGCGAGUUGUACAGCGAGGGGCGCACCGAGCCACACUCGACGCACUCGUUGCGGCGGGCGUGACGUUGUAUGCUGGUCCUCGGGCCGCAAGUUUGAACUUGCUUCCAGGCGCGCCGGCGGCGCCUAGCUUGUCCCAUGAGUAUGGCGCCCUGGGUCUGACGGUCGAAGUUGUACCUGGUGGCGUCGAUGGGGCGAUCGCGCAUGUGAACCAACACAGCAGUGGCCACACCGAAUGCAUCAUGACGGAAGAUGCAGCGGUGGCGGAAAGGUUUCUCAGCGGCGUCGACAGUGCAUGCGUGUUUCACAACGCGAGUACGAGGUUUGCCGACGGAUUUCGAUUUGGGCUUGGUGCUGAAGUCGGCAUCAGCACGGGGCGCAUCCACGCCCGCGGCCCCGUCGGCGUCCACGGUCUCCUUACCACCAAAUGGAAGCUUCGAUCGGCCGGUGUGCAUACCGUGGGGGCGUUUGCUCCUGGUGGUACAGCCAAGUACACACACAGACCCCUUGCGCCCAAGAGCAAGCUAUAAGGCCACGGCGGCAUCGUGCGCUGCGACGAACUCAGUACCGCCAGAACAUUCAACGAACGAUGCGCCACCAGCGUACGUUGAAUUGACUUGACUCCAGU